Messenger RNA from Acanthosepion pharaonis, 1014 nucleotides. NCBI's taxonomy places the organism in Eukaryota, Metazoa, Mollusca, Cephalopoda, Sepiida, Sepiidae. The record is from the annotation of a GenBank genome assembly.
AUGAAUGAUUGUAGCAGACUCUUGAACCACCCAAGCCGAAGAUCCCUUUGUUUGUGGUUCUUUGUUUCGUUCGUUCUUUCUUUUAUUCGUUCUUCGUCCCUUCCUUCCGUUCUUUCUUUCGUUCUUUCUUUCUUUCGUUCUUUCGUUCUUUCUUUCUUUCGUUCUUUCUUUCUUUCGUUCUUUCUUUCUUCCUUCCUUUCGUUCUUUCUUUCUUUCGUUCGUUCGUUUUUUCUUUCUUUCGUUUGUUCGAUCUUUCUUUUUUUCGUUCAUUCCUUCUUUCGUUCGUUCGUUCCUUCUUUCUUCCGUUCGUUCGUUCCUUCUUUCUUUCGUUCGUUCGUUCGUUCCUUAUUUCUUUCGUUCCUUCCUUCUUUCGUUCUUUCUUUCGUUCGUUCCUUCUUUCUUUCUUUCGUUCGUUCGUUCCUUCUUUCUUUCGUUCGUUCCUUCUUUCUCUCUUUCGUUCGUUCGUUCGUUCCUUCUUUCUUUCGUUCGUUCCUUCUUUCUUUCGUUCGUUCCUUCUUUCUUUCUUUCGUUCGUUCCUUCCUUCUUUCGUUCGUUCCUUCGUUCCUUCCUUCUUUCGUUCGUUCGUUCCUUCCUUCUUUCUUUCGUUCGUUCGUUCCUUCUUUCUUUCGUUCGUUCCUUCCUUCUUUCUUUCGUUCGUUCCUUCUUUCUUUCUUUCGUUCGUUCCUUCUUUCUUUCUUUCGUUCGUUCGUUCCUUCUUUCUUUCGUUCGUUCCUUCCUUCUUUCAUUCGUUCUUUCUUCCUUCCUUCCUUCCUUUCGUUCGUUCGUUCGUUCGUUCGUUCCUUAUUUCUUUCGUUCCUUCUUUCUUUCGUUCGUUCGUUCGUUCCUUAUUUCUUUCGUUCCUUCCUUCUUUCGUUCGUUCCUUCCUUCUUUCUUUCGUUCGUUCCUUUUUUCUUUCUUUCGUUCGUUCCUUUUUUCAUUCUUUCGUUCGUUCCUUCUUUCUUUCUUUUGUGCGUUCCUUCUUUCUUUCUUUCUUUCUUUCAAGAAACAAGCUAG